AUGUGCGAUUUGCAUCGUUUUGUUAAGGUAAAGGCUUAUCCCAACAGAGAUAUCACCAAUAUUGUGGAGUCAUCACACUAUCAGAAAAUUGGCGGCUGGUGUCGUCAGGGAGCUUUGAAUGCCAACAAGUGCAAGGGAGCCCAUCGUUGGAUUAAGCCAUUCCGUUGCUUGGAAGGACCCUUCCAAUCGGAUGCGUUAUUGGUACCCGAAGGUUGCCUCUUCGAUCACAUUCACAAUGCCUCACGCUGCUGGCCUUUCGUUAGGUGGAAUCAAACCGGUGCUGCCGCCUGUCAAGAACGUGGCAUGCAAAUGCGCAGCUUUGCCAUGUUGCUACCCUGUGGCAUCUCCCUGUUUUCGGGUGUUGAAUUUGUGUGCUGUCCCAAACAUUUCAAAACUGACGAAAUCCGUGUAAAGAAAACCGAUUUACCCGUCAUGCCACCUGUCGAAAUGCCCAAUGCCAUGAAUGAUGACUUGGAUGACAUUAGCAGCGAUGAUAAUGAUUCCAACUAUUCCAAGGAUACCGCCGAUGAUAUUGAGGAUGAAGACGAUGAGGAUGAUUUGUUGGCCGAUGAUGAAGAAGAUGAAAUGGCUGCCGAUGAUGCUACUGCCACUGGUGAUGAUAUCAAUGCUGAAUACGAUUCGGGUGAGGAUAACUAUGAGGAGGAUCCCGUUGACUCCACCUACGAUCAACAACAAGGUAGCUCAAGUGGUGCCAAACCAUCGAACAAACCAACAAAUUCGAAGGAUUUGGAGAAAUCUGGUGGAUCGAUGUUAGAUGGCAAGACCAACGGCAACGGAAACAACAAUGGCGAUUUACCAAUGCCACCCACAACCGGUCAACCCACACCCGAUCCCUACUUCACUCACUUCGAUCCACACUAUGAACACCAGAGCUACAAAGAAGCCCAACAGCGCCUCGAGGAAUCGCACCGUGAAAAGGUCACCCGUGUCAUGAAGGACUGGUCGGAUUUGGAAGAGAAAUAUCAGGAUAUGCGUUUGGCCGAUCCCAAGGCUGCCCAGAGUUUCAAGCAACGUAUGACAGCCCGUUUCCAGACUUCUGUUCAGGCACUCGAAGAAGAAGGCAAUGCUGAGAAACAUCAAUUGGCGGCCAUGCACCAGCAACGUGUUCUCGCUCACAUCAAUCAGCGUAAACGUGAAGCCAUGACCUGCUAUACACAGGCCUUGACUGAGCAACCACCAAAUGCUCACCACGUUGAGAAAUGCUUGCAGAAACUUUUGCGUGCUCUCCACAAGGAUCGUGCCCAUGCCUUGGCCCACUACCGCCACUUGUUGAACUCUGGUGGCGCCGGCGGUUUAGAAGCUGCUGCCUCUGAAAGACCACGUACCUUGGAACGUCUCAUCGAUAUCGAUCGUGCCGUCAACCAAUCCAUGACCAUGCUCAAGCGUUACCCCGAAUUGUCCAACAAAAUCUCUCAAUUGAUGAACGAUUACAUUUUGGCUUUGCGCAGCAAAGAUGACAUUCCCGGCUCCUCUUUGGGCAUGAGCGAAGAAGCUGAAGCUGCCAUUUUGGAUAAAUAUCGCAUUGAAAUCGAACGUAAGGUAGCCGAAAAGGAACGUCUACGUUUGGCCGAGAAACAACGCAAGGAACAGAGAGCCGCCGAACGUGAGAAGUUGCGUGAAGAGAAAUUGCGCUUGGAAGCCAAAAAGGUCGAUGAUAUGGUUAAGGCUGAACAGGAUUCGCAGGCAUUCACCAGUGAAGAGUCGAAGACUAGCAAAGAUGAGACCAUGGUCGAUCCCACAAAAAUGGCUCAAAGUGACAAGGAUUCAGCAGCCGAAGAAUAUGUUGAAGCCACACUCAGCACCAAAACCCAAACCAUCCAGCCCACCGUGGAUAAUGACGCCAUUCAGCGUACUGUCGAAGAGGUUGCUGCUGCCGUUGCCCAUCAGGAAGCUGAAGCACCCGCCCAGCAUUUCAUGACACACGAUUUGGGCCAUCGCGAAUCGAGCUUCUCUCUGCGCAGAGACUUCUCUCAUGUAUCAUCUGCGCACGCGAAUAAGGAGGGACGUAAUGUCUACUUCACUUUGUCCUUUGCUGGCAUUGCUCUUAUGGCUGCCAUCUUUGUGGGCAUUGCUGUUGCCAAAUGGAGAACAGCACGUUCACCACAUGCGCAAGGUUUUAUUGAAGUUGAUCAGAAUGCCGCCGCCCAUCAUCCUGUGGUCCCCGAAGAGAAAAUCGUGCCGAGUAUGCAAAUCAAUGGCUACGAAAAUCCCACUUACAAAUAUUUUGAAGUAAAAGAGUAAACAACAUCUGCAGAAAUUUAUGAACACAAAAAACAGUAACACUUAAUUACUUAUAAAUUAAAACCACAACAACAACAACAAAUUAUUCAGAUGAAUAUUUAACAAAACAAAUUAAAAAAAAAAUCCCAAGAAAUUUUUAUGAAAACAA
Molecule: messenger RNA, 2410 nt
Organism: Musca vetustissima
Lineage: Eukaryota; Metazoa; Arthropoda; Insecta; Diptera; Muscidae
Product: amyloid-beta-like protein
Exons: 10
Coding region: 1-2262 (753 amino acids)
Biological process (GO): central nervous system development; axonogenesis
Cellular component (GO): neuron projection; membrane; neuronal cell body
Molecular function (GO): heparin binding; transition metal ion binding
Source: RefSeq, a predicted model, not a curated record